Lethenteron reissneri (Far Eastern brook lamprey) is the source of this 504-nucleotide messenger RNA. Its product is annotated as disintegrin and metalloproteinase domain-containing protein 10-like. Lineage: Eukaryota; Metazoa; Chordata; Hyperoartia; Petromyzontiformes; Petromyzontidae. The record is from RefSeq and is a predicted model, not a curated record.
GCCGUGCUCGCAUUGUGCACGAGUCUCCGCGUCCACCGCCCUCCUCCUUCUCUUCGUCUCCGUCGUGUGCGCAGCCCGAGCGAGGAGGCACGGCCGCCCCCUCUUCUUGACAGCCACAACGAGGAGGCGGGGGAAACGCACGAACACCGUGCCGGACCACAGGUAGAGAGACUAACACGGAGACGAGAGAUCAACAACAACAGCAGCAGCAGCAGCAACAACAACAACAGCAGAAGCGGAAUCACCAUGUCCCGCCUGGGCUCGGCUCUCCGUGCCGCCUCCUUCAUCCUCGUGUGUGUGGCCGUGCUCACGCCCGUCGUGCACGGCUGGUACGGAAACCCGUUGGGUUCGUUCAUCCGGCACUACGAAGGCCUCUCAUACGACAGGGACGGGCUGCACCAGCGGCACCAGCGCGUGCGUCGUGCCACCUCCCACCCUGACACAGAGCUCCACCUCGACUUCGUCGCGCACGGACGACUUCUCCCCUGCGUCCCCGACUUUUGA